UAAGAAUAAAAGGAAAGGAAAGGGGAGGAGGAAGAAAGGGCAGGGGCAAGCAGGCGGCAGGAUGCCGGGGCUGGGCUUUGUGUGGUCCCCGUGCACACCCAGCGGGGACAGGCGGCUCUUUGUCACCCCAGGACACCGCAGCAACCCCAGGCCCCACAGGCCUUGGCCUCCUUCCUCCCAAAACCUGGCAAGGGCAUCACCCUGGGCUGGCCGGGCGGGGGAACGGCCGCAGUCCCCAUGUCCAGGCUCGAUUUCUGGAUCUGCGUGUCCCAGGGGCAGCAGUUUCAGCCACCUCUCUGCUCCCCGACCGCUCAGCAAACUCAAGACAGCAAGCGAUGUUCAACGCCCAGCCGGGGAGCACCAAACCUCUCCCGUUUCUCCCCCAACUCCUUCCCGCACACCCACGCAGGAGCUCGCCUGUGCAGAUCGGAGGGAUUUGAGGCCCCGGUGGCGAGGCAUGGCCCGGCAGGGCAGGGUGGCCGGGUCAGACCUGCGGCACUGCCAGGGCCAUGGCCACGCCGAGCACCAUGGCCACGCUCAGGCUGCGCUGACCACCACACCGGCACGAAGGCACCCGGGAGGUUUCCAUGCAGCACCCCAAGCGCAGCCGAGCAUCCCAAAGAGGGAUGCGGCCCCACGGGGACCACGGGACACCCAGGGGGUUCUGAGGGGAUGCUCAGGGAACAGGACACGGAGGGAUGCAGGGGAUCAAAGAGAUACUUGAGAGCAGCAUGGAGGGAUGCAGAGGAUGCUCGCAGGCAGCAUGAGGGAUGCAGGGGAUGCCAUGGAUGCUCAGGGCAGGACAGGGACGCUGGGGCAGAUCUUACAGGGUUUUCUCCAUCACCAGAAGCUCAGCUGUCACCCCCCGAGCGGUACCCACGUCCACCAGCCGCAAACCCAAAGAGCGAGAUCCUUUUUUAAA
Molecule: messenger RNA, 922 nt
Organism: Aquila chrysaetos chrysaetos
Lineage: Eukaryota; Metazoa; Chordata; Aves; Accipitriformes; Accipitridae
Exons: 2
Coding region: 238-921 (227 amino acids)
Source: RefSeq, a predicted model, not a curated record